UGGGGAUGCCUAUGGAACCUCCUUAUCUUCUCAAAAGUGUAAAGCUUGAGGAUAACAUCGAAGAGGCUACCCCUGAACAUCAUGAGAUGACCACUGGAGUUACUUUUCAAAACCCUACAAAAGUAAUGAAAUCUGAAGAGCAGACAGAAAUGAUGUUAUCUGAUGAAGGAGAGAUUCCUGCUGAUGUUUCUUAUGAAUGUCUUCCAAAAAUGAUUAAACAUGAGGAAGAGCAAGAAAAUGGAGAGAUGACCCCUGAAGUUCCUUUCCAGAGUCUUUCAAAAGAGAUAAAACAUGAAGAUAUCAAAACUGCAGCGUCUGAUGACCAGGAAAUAACCACUGAAGUUCUUUUGCAGGGUCUUCCAAGAGAUAACAAAUACCAAGAAGACAUGGAAAAGACCACCUCUGAGCAUUAUGAGAUGAUUCCUGGAUUACUUUCGGAGGGUUUUCUAAAAAAGACAAACAAUGAGGAAGAAGUUGAAAAGGCUAUAUUUAAAAGUCCUGAGAUGACCAAUGGAGUUUCUUUCCAAUGUCCUGAAGAGUUAAUAAAAUGUAAAGAGGAAACAGAAAAGAUAAUACCUGAAAACAAUGACAUGACCUCGGAAGUUCCUUUCCAAGAUCUUCAAGGAGAGAUCAAACACCAGGAGGACAUGACCACAGGAGUUCCAUUCAAAAGUCUUCAACAAAGGAUACAAUGUGAGAAUGAAGUGGAAGAGACUGAAUUUGAACAUGACACUUUUUUCCAAGGUCUUCCCACAGAGAUCACUGAAGUUACUGUCCAUGAUCCAUCAAUGCUCACAAUAUCAGAAAAUGUAGUGACAGAAGGGCCUGAGCUGUGUGAGGAGCCCACUGGAUUUCAUUCAAAGGGAGACCCUUCUACAACAAAGCAAUUAGACAAAGAAACCGAAAGGGAAGUGGUUGACUGUUACAAGACAAUUCCUUGUGAAAAAUCCGUAGAGCAAAUCAAAUUAGAUGAACAGAAAGAGCAGACAAUAUUGGAGCACUCGGAGAUGCCUGAUAAAAGUCCUGCAAAAAGGCCUCAUUCUAUGACGGGAAAAACAGAAGAGGCAGAAGAAGAAGAAGAAAAUGAGAAGAUAGUGGAAUCUCUUGGAACAUCUUCCAUUGGUCAGGAAAAGCAAACAAAAUCACAACAAGGAUUAGAAAUUACCACAUCUAAGUAUUACAAUAUUCCAGAUACAGAACUCUGUAAAGACCUCGAAAAGCAAACCCAUCCUAUACCAACUUCUGUACCAGAGGAAACAGAGACAAAGACACCAGAAUGUUCCAUGGGAUUUAUGAGGACACCAUUCAAGGGUCGUCAAAGUUCACUGGUAGGAAUUGCAACUGAGGAAAUUAUCAAGAUUUCAUCCGAAGCGAGUGAGAUGCCCACCAGUGACUUUCCUACAGGUACUUCAUACUUCCCUAUGCAUGGAACAGAGGAAGAACUCGGUGUGAUGCAUAGAAGGCGUCAUAGUCUCGCCGAGGUUACCAAACACGUAGCAAGCAAAAGUCAAAAUAUCAGCGAAGACACUGAGACAUUUACUGGAUCCACUUCCAGUAGACCUGAAAGUCAAGCGAAGAAUGUGGAAAUGAAAACAGGGGAUUACGUUUAUCGUAAACGAACUGUGCUGCAUCCCCAGACGUAUGAAGACGAAAAUGUAACCACAAACAAUCGGCCAAGAAAUACUUUUUGCAGAAGGCUUCGGCAGAGACUCUGUAAGAUGCUCUGGAACCUCUGCAAGUUUUUUGGAAUGGCCAGGCAGGAAAAUCGCACAGAGACCCCCGAGUCCUCAGUAACUGUUUCAGUAGCCAGUUCAGACCCGAACUAUCCAUUGCCUUUUCAAAACAUGCACGAUAAGACAAUGAGUAACAGAGUCGACGUGUCGUUUGUCUCCGAUAAGGAAACCGUCGUUCUAGAUUUGGGAACAGGCUACCUGAAAGCUGGAUUUUCAAAAGAGAAAAGACCUUCAUGUGUGAUCCCCUGCUUGGCUGGCAAACACCAUUGGAAAUCUACCCAGUUGGAACGAAGGAAGAUUGGCAGUUUUGUAGGAAGACAGACAUUCCUGGAGAAGACACGUCCAUUAAAUCAUGGCAUUGUCACCGACUGGGAGUCCUUAAAAGAUCUCCUGAAUUACGUCUUCAAACAGAAGUUGACCAUUUCAGUUGAAGAACAUGCAGUCUUGGUGUCAGAUCCCCCGAUGAGUCCUGUGAAAAACAGAGAGAGGUGCGCAGAAAUGAUGUUUGAAGAUUUCUGCAUCCCUGCCAUGUGCAUUGCCUACCAACCUGUUUUAUCUUUAUUCUCCUGUGGUACCACAACAGGGGUGGUAGUGGACAGUGGCUAUGGUGUAUCUCAUUCUGUGCCAAUUUACGAUGGCCACUACAUGCCCAGCAAUAUUGUUAGGGCUAACUAUGCAGGCCAGGACCUAAAUGAAUAUUUGCUAAAUUUGCUGAAGCAGUCAAAUCGGGGGUCCAACGCUGCCUUGCAGGACGUCUUGGAAGACAUUAAACAAAAAUAUUGCUACAUCUCGUUGAACGCAGAGCAUGAAAUGAAAACCCCAAGUAAGUAUCAGAUGGAGUAUAAACUCCCGGAUGGACAGCUGAUAACUCUCGGCUCAGAAAGAUUUCAAUGCCCUGAAGCGAUGUUCAACCCGAAAAUGAUGGGAUCCGAGGAGCUGGCGUUGCACAUGAUGGCGUUGAGAAGUUUCUGCCGAUGUGAGGUGAACAUCAGAAAGGAGCUGAUGAAGAAUUUUGUCAUCUGUGGCGGCUCUACCAUGUUUCAAGGGUUCCCGGAGCGCUUUGAACACGAGCUGGCAAUGAUGGCCCUGGAUGGCACCCCAGGGGUUGUAGCUUUGCCUGACCGUAGUAGCGCGUCAUGGAUUGGUGGCUCAGUCUUGGCUUCCCUGCAAGAAUUUCAGCCUUUCUGGAUUCAUAAGAGAGAAUAUGAAGAAUGUGGGCCAUUCGUUCUGCAUCAGAAAUAUUUCUAGCACACGUAGACAUCGACUGGAAAGAGUCCAUGUGGACAGCAGGGGGCGCUCAUGAGCUAUCCAUGAACACUGA
Messenger RNA from Erpetoichthys calabaricus (reedfish), 3054 nucleotides. RefSeq lists its product as uncharacterized. The record is from RefSeq and is a predicted model, not a curated record. Lineage: Eukaryota; Metazoa; Chordata; Cladistia; Polypteriformes; Polypteridae. The transcript has a single exon. Bases 6 to 2981 code for a protein of 991 amino acids.